This is a messenger RNA of Saccostrea cuccullata (small rock oyster), 4424 nucleotides long. Its product is annotated as receptor-type tyrosine-protein phosphatase kappa-like. Gene Ontology annotation, biological process: protein dephosphorylation. The transcript is spliced from 31 exons. Gene Ontology annotation, molecular function: protein tyrosine phosphatase activity. The record is from RefSeq and is a predicted model, not a curated record. NCBI's taxonomy places the organism in Eukaryota, Metazoa, Mollusca, Bivalvia, Ostreida, Ostreidae. The coding region runs from base 279 to 4052 and encodes 1257 amino acids.
AACAGCCGAAACCUCUUAUAAAUCAUGUUAGAAUUUAACCCCUUAUGUUGUGCAUGUCCCGUAUCCCAGCUCAAAUGUUGUAUAUUUUUUUACAUACACAAAUAAAACACGGAACUGCAUAGGUAUCUAAGGACAUGGGCCCCGGGGAUAUAGCUCUAGUGACGAUUACGCCGCUGGUCAACAUACGACUCAUCUUAUUACGGUAUUAUAGAUACACAACUUCCUCGACUAAGGAGGCCAGAGAAUGAAGAAAAUUAAUAGUGAAUAAUUUUAAUUCAAUGUCUGUUUCUAAAAUGACCAAUUAUGUUUUGGAUAUGGCUGUCUGGACCGUUUUCACCUCUUGGAUGGUUCAACACGCCGCUCAAGGUUCGUGUCCGAUGGGAUUUUUUGGUUACUUGUGUCAGUACGCAUGUCAUUGUCAGUACGGGGCAGCCUGUCACUCAGUGACGGGAGAAUGUAUGGAGGAGUGCGAGUUCGGAUGGUCAGGAAAACCCACCUGUCAGAUACAAAAUGUUGCAUUGGACAAAGUGACACAUCAAGACGGCCAUAACACGUCUGUGCUGGCGGUGGACGGGGUACGGGAACAGAACGGGUCUACGGGACGAUGUACUCGUGCCUACAGUACAUCCAACGUAUUCCGAGUUCAGUGGUACGUGGACCUGGGGAGGGAAUACCACAUCAAGAACAUCAAAAUCUACUUCAGAAACGACCAACUGUACAAUGAGGGUCGCCGAAAAGGUGUCCGAGUUUACGUUUCGAAUACUCCCGUGUUUACUGAUGGAGCGCUUUGUUAUACAAGUCAGAUACGGAACAACGAGUUUUUUACUCCACCUGAUACACUGAUGUUAACCAAUUGUACUCACAAAGCCCGGUAUGUAACAGUAUAUAACCAGCGGCCGAUCGUCAACCCUGCCGCCUGUCCCACGACCGACUACUCCUGCUGGGCUAACCUGGAAAUCUGUGAGGUCGAAGUUUUCGCUUGUGCCUUUGGAACCUAUGGACCAAACUGUGAACACCAGUGUAACUGUAAGGGGGAGACUUGUGACCCAGAAACAGGACUCUGUCCCUCCGGCUGCUCAGAGGGGCGGACGGGACCAAAAUGUGACCAAGAUUGUGCACCAGGGCUUUUUGGUGAGAACUGUGCCAGUUUUUGUGGAUAUUGUCGGAAUGGUAAAGCUUGUGAUGCAGUGUCCGGCAAGUGUCCAGAAAACAAGUGCGACCCGGGCUGGGAAGGUGCCUUGUGCAAAAACGAAUGUAAAAAGUAUAAAUUUGGAGAGGACUGCCAAUUGGACUGUGGAAAUUGUCUUGGUCUCAAGGACUGCGAAAAAGCGUCUGGAAUUUGUGAAGAAGGUUGUCAUAAAAAUUGGUAUGGACCUAACUGCAAUUACUCCUGUCCCAUUGGAAUGUAUGGCGGUGCCUGUGACAAAAUGUGUGGAUUUUGUGCAGAAAAUGCUCCAUGUCAUUCUACAACAGGGUUAUGUCCCAGUGGGUGCCAACCUGGAUACAUGUCAGAAAGAUGUGACUUAGAAUGCCCAAGAUUUACUUAUGGAAAAGGAUGCUUUGAACGUUGUGGAAAUUGUGCAAAUGGCGCCACAUGUAACCAUGUGACCGGCACCUGUUCCGAAGGUUGCAUGCCGGGAUACACUGGGCCCAAGUGUGAAACAGUUUGUGAUACCGGUUUCUAUGGGGAAAAUUGUCAGUUACCUUGCGACAAUUGUCGGGACUUAAAAUGUCACCAUGUAACGGGCCAAUGUAUAGAUAACUGUCGUCAUGGAUGGAAAAACUUACCAUUCUGUGAUCAAAAAUGUACUCCGGGGAUGUUCGGGGAUCAGUGUAUCAAUAUUUGCGGUCCCUGUAAAGACGGUCAACCAUGUGAUCACGUGACCGGGGAAUGUUCUAAUGGCUGUCAAGCAGGAUGGAUAGGAAUGCAGUGUUCAGAGACUUGUCCUUUGAAUACUUACGGAGAAGAGUGUUUGAAUGAAUGUGGACAUUGUAUUGGAAAUAGUACUUGUGUUCCGGAAGACGGGAUCUGUCCUGAAGGGUGCCGGGACGGAUACAUCGGCGAAAAAUGUAUUUCCGCCAAAUCGGAGCAGAUGGCGCCGAUGACUGCUGUGGUGGGAGGGACGGCAGGUGGCGCUGUAUUCGCUAUACUGCUUGUUGUCUUAGUGGUUUUCUUCAUCAGAAAGAGAAAGGAAAAGAAUCAAGUAAAUUCCUCUGUAGACCAGAAUAUGAACGCCCAUUAUGCAAACGUGAUGUUUGGUAAUCUGGAGGAACUAGAGAAUCAGAGUUUCCGGAUCAGCGCUAGUUCUGCCGUGUACUAUAAUUUAAAUAUAGAAAGGGGCGUCAACAUAAACCAACUCAACGAAUACAUACACUCCAUGGAGGCCAACCCCGAUAAAUACCAGACACAGUUCGAUGAACUUAAGGACUGUCCAAGAUUCCUCCACGUGGAAGGUCAGAAGAAGGAAAAUAAGUCAAAGAACCGGUUCCUGACCACGUUUCCGUAUGACCAUUCAAGGGUUGUUUUGACAUUUAUGAAGGAAGGAAGUGGAUCAAAUUAUAUCAAUGCUAAUUAUAUAGACAGCAUGGAUGAACGAAAGAAAUAUAUAGCGACACAAGGCCCAAAAUCUAAUACCAUCGUGGAUUUCUGGAGAAUGGUUUGGCAAGAGAACGUUCAUCAAAUCGUAAUGUUGUCCAAUAUCAUAGAAGACGGCAAGGUGAAGUGCGAGAAAUACUGGCCUGAAACUUGCGAACCCUUGACGUUUGGGUGUCUGGAAAUCAAUCUUCUAUCCGCUAAAGACUUCGCCAACUAUAGUUUACGUCAAAUUACAAUUUCAUACAAGGGAGAAGGGAGACAAAUCCGACAGUUCCACUUUACAGGUUGGCCAGACCAUGGAAUUCCAGAGACAUUGGAAUUGGUUCAUUUUCUGAAACAAGUCCAGUCAUGUGAUCUGUAUGGACAGGGUCCAAUGUUAGUCCAUUGCAGUGCAGGCGUUGGUCGCACGGGUACUUUUAUUGCCUUAGACGCCCUCUAUCGUCAUGGACUGAAAAUCCAGUUUGUAGAAAUUCUAGGUUACAUUAAAAGAAUGCGAGAAUGCCGGAUGUCUAUGAUACAAAAUGUGGAUCAGUACAGAUUGUUACAUUUCGCUCUCUUAGAGGCGUUCACAUAUCGCGAGACUUCAGUCCAACAAUCCGAGUUCAUGGACUAUUAUAGAAAAAUUUGCAGACAAAAACCCCGCCUCUUGUAUGAGGAGUUCCAAAUUCUCAAUGACAGUAAACCUCAGUAUGUAUCCAUGGACUGGACAGCCGCCAUAACAGACGAUAACCAACAGAAGAACCAAUCGCCUGACGUCCUCGCCGUGGAUCAAUUUCGGCCUUAUUUGAACACAUACGUCCCCGGGACGAGCGAUUACAUCAAUGCUGUCAUUAUCCCAUCUCUGAAGCCAAGCAUGGAUUACAUUGUUACACAGAGCCCCCUACCGGACACGAUAGUUGACCUUUGGCGUCUUGUUUAUGACCACGAUAUUGAUGUCAUCGUGUCCCUAAACUCCCCAGACAACCAGAAAGAGUGGUCAGCUGUUUGGUGGCCGUUAGAAGGAGAGACGGUUUGUUACGGACCUCUUUAUGUACGGAUGGCGUCGGUAGAGCAGCAGCACCAGGGUUAUACGUCCAAAUUUAUUCAGAUCUAUAAAAAGGGGUCAGGGGAAACAAGGGGAGUAACUUCCUUUCACUUGGGCGACUGGCCGGUGGAGCGGGAAACUCCACAAUCUUUGCAGACGAUACUUUCUGUCAUCAGGGAAGUACAGCAGACGGUAGUGUCCACGAGUCGUGUACUGAUCAUGUGCAAGGAUGGUGCCAAAUGCAGUGGUCUGUAUUGCGCUCUUAGCCUUAUCCUGGACCGUCUCAACAUAGAAGGAAAGGUCGACGUUUUCCACACUGUGCGCAAAAUCCACAUUCGACGACCACAGUUCAUUGAAUCCGUAGAGCAAUACAGCUACCUAUAUGACGCCGUCGUGGAACAUUUAAACACUACGGUAUAUGGAAAUGUGUGAUAAAAAUUGAUAUUGACUUGUGUCCAACCUGUCACGGUUCCGUAUGACUUGGACCGCUCAAUAUGGAUUGCCUGUAUUAUUAUAUCUCAGCAGUCGAAUCAGUCAUCUGCUGGGCCUAUAACGUUACAUAAUUCAAAGUCCUGUCGAUGAUGAAUGCCUGAUAGCGCAAUGACAAUCUGUUGCUCAGUAAACAAUUAAGCGAUUCUUUUUUAUAUCACAGAGGAUCCAAUGAUGACCGAGUACAAACGACCAGGGGGUAACCCCACAGCAAAUUACUACAAAAUCCAUAGAUAUUUCCUGUUAUUUAUUUUUUUGUAUGAUUUAUCUAUUUAUUUUUUUUGAAUUAUUUUACAAUAAAAUGUCACUGAUGAA